ACAGCUGCUAGCGUCAGUUGUACCCAUGGCAACGAAGACAAUGUAGAAAAUUGCCGUUUCUUUUUCUCAUGAGAUAAUAUUUAGGACGUCAGCUGUUUCGCCAACAUAAAAUGUAUUGCCUGUAACUCUGGAAUAUUUUAUUUGUAUUUAAUUUCUUAAAAAUAACUGUCUGUUUUUACGGAGGUGGAAAAAGGGUAAGAAACCUAACAAUUAUUAGCUCAUCUGACAACAAGACAUUUUCGGUAACCGGUUUUAUUUUGACCAAAUAGCUAACACUAAAAGUAAUUUCAUUCGGGGUUUUUACCCGUUGAAGUGAUAAGUGUCUGGCUAAACAAGCUAGAUUAAAAAAAAAUGUUUGGCUAAAUUUAGCUCUUGCUUCAUAGGAAAACAAAAUGUAAAAUGUUGAAAAUGUCCAACUUGGCAAAGAAAGUGAGACCAGAACAAAAGUUGCCUCUCAAAUAUACAGCAACCCAAAGCAAGGCAUCUUAUGAUCUCAAGAGGCUCCAGUCCCUGCUUGCCAAAAGCAGCUCCAGACAAGAGGUGUCAACACCGAGUCACAGUAAAGCAGCCAACAGCAGGGCCAUCAGAUCCUCACCUUCUCCAAAACACAACAGCAGGCUCAGGAGUGAAACUUAUCCCGACAAUGAAGUGGCUCAACUGGAAAAAUUCAGCAUAAUAUACAAAGACCAAAGAUGUUUCAGCAGUCACCCGUUGAGUAAACUGUUCCUGGACAUUCUGACAUCCUUGGUCAGGAAUCGACUCUGCAGUGAAUGGAUCGACCAUGCAACACCCGAAGCCGUCAAUAGAGUUCUGAUCUGCCUUCGACUGCUGAUCAGGGAUCCCAAUUAUCAGAAUAUUCUUCACCAGCUUGAAGGCAUCAGUCUGCUUGCCAAGUAUAUGGAGUCUGUCACUGCCAAGUACAUAUCCUGCGGUGAGGAGGUGUUUGAUACACAGAAGCUCGUUACAAUGACCUACAUGUUUCAGAAGCUGUCGACCGCUGAUAAUCAAAGGCUGUGGGUCAUUGAGAGUGGCGCGCACAGGACGUUGGUGAAACUCCUCUCCACCACAGACCACGGCGUUUUACAGGGAGCUCUGCUUACACUCAGCACUUUGGCAGAGAGCUCUGAAUGCAGAACAGAAAUCGGAGAACUGCAAAUUGUGGACAGCCUUCUUGUAAUACUGCAGGAAUAUGACCUGCUCUCAAAGAGACUGAGUGCUGAGCUGCUGAGGCUCCUGUCUUCAGUGCAACAUGUGAGGGUCCAGCUGAAGGAGCUGGAGGGAGUACCGGUGCUGCUGAGCCUCCUGCACAGCAGGAACCUGAAGCUGCUGUGGAGCGUCACCUGGGUCCUGGUCCAGCUGUGUGAGGAUCCAGACUCCAGGGCUGAGAUCCGGAGCUGGGGGGGCGCGCAGCAGCUCCUCCGUCUGCUCAACGUGCAGCACUCCUCUGACCGCUCCAGCACGGAGAUGCUUCCCGCUCCCAGCAGCGCCGCCGAGGAGUUUGGACCAUAUGAGGAGCUGCAGAACGCUGUGGCUCUUCAGUCCGCGUGCUGUACAGCUCUGACUGAGCUGAGUCUGGACGACACGUCUGCUCACCACAUCGUACAAGAAAAUGGUAUCUACAUAAUUGCAAACCUAAUUUUGCUAAAAAGCUCUGGACCGAAGGUCACGUCUUUACAGUGCUACGCUUUCCGAGCGCUGCGAUUUCUCUUCAGCGCUGAAAGAAACAGGUUUAUUUUUAAAAGGCUCUUUCCCACAGACCUCUUUGAGUCGUUUAUUGACGUUGGACAUUAUGUCAGAGACCUCACAGCUUACGAGGAGCUACAAACCAAAGUGUCGCUCUACACUGAAGAGGAACUGAGUUGUCUGAGAGAGAAUAUUGAGUCCCUGAACCAGAACCGACCGUCGCUCAGAGUAAUCGGUGGCUACUCCAUAUUGGAUCACCUGGGCUCUGGAGCUUUUGGAAGUGUCUUUAAAGUCCAAAAGCAGACCGGUCAGAACUUCCUGGCUCUGAAGGAGGUGAACCUGCACAACCCGGUGUUUGGCAAAGACAAGAAGUCCAGAGACAGCAACGUGGAAAAGAUUAUCUUUGAGCUUACAGUCAUCAGAGAACAGAUGACACACCCGAACAUAGUUAAAUAUUACAAGACAUUUUUGGAAGACGACAAGCUUUACAUCGUAAUGGAGCUGAUCGAAGGCGUGCCACUGGCUGAACAUUUCAACUCUCUGAGGGACAAGCAACAAAAAUUCACUGAAGACAGAAUCUGGAACAUUUUCAUCCAGAUGUGCCUGGCGUUGAGGUACCUGCACAAGGAGAAGAGGAUAGUUCACCGUGACCUUUCACCCAGUAACAUCAUGCUGGGAGAGAACAAUAAAGUCACCAUCACUGACUUUGGGCUCGCCAAGCAGAAACAGGAGAACAGUGAGCUGACAUCAGUGGUCGGCACCAUCCUUUACUCAUGUCCAGAGGUGGUGCAGAACAAGCCGUAUGGGGAUAAAGCCGACAUCUGGGCUUUGGGCUGCAUCUUGUACCAGAUGGCAACUUUACAACCACCGUUCUACAGCAGCAACAUGCUUUCACUGGCCAGCAUGAUCGUUGAAGGAGUCUAUGAGCCGGUUGAAGAGGGAGCGUUUUCAGACAGACUCACAGAUAUGAUCCGAUGGUGUUUGAGUUCGGACCCAGAGCAGCGGCCGGACGUCGUAGCCGUCAGCUCCAGGAUCUCUGACCUCAUGAUGAGGCUGAUGGACGGACUCUACAUCUCCCAGAAUGCACUGCAGCGCAGGGCUGAUAAAGACAGGAGACGAACACAGAAGUAUUUUUUGGAAAAGCAACAGAGCAGGAAUAACUUCUGCCACUCAGACAUGGAAAGGCGGCUGACAGAGACUGAAUGUGUGGCUUCGAGCUCCUCUGCAGUCUGCAGUUCUGGUGACGCCAUGCGGGCAAACUGUCAAGCUCCAGACUUAGCUCCCGUGGCUUGUGCCACACCGGAUCAGAUUGUGGCCUGUGGGGAUUUUACUGCUUCCAAGAUAAAAUCAACACCAGGGUCUGUAGGAAUCUGUGUCUCUCAGAGGAAACUGCGGCAGAUCGACGAUCCCAUCCAACGGCUGCUGGUUCAGCUGCACAAAAUCAUCUUCAUCACUCAACUUCCUCCAGCUCCGAACUACAACAUCAAACGGCGACUUGUUGAACGAUUCAAAAAGUCUCUCUUCCACCUCGGCAGCGAUCCGUACAACCUAAAAGUGGAGCUCAGAAAGCUGGUCCAGGCUUCAUCAGAACUAGUGGAGAUGAACUCAACCAGUUUGGACUGGCAGCAUGUGGUGCAGCUCCUCCGAGGGGAACGCCUCACUGCAGACACUUCAGGUGAUGAGAAUCUCAGAGAUGGAGUUACAUAUCAGCAGAUGCAGGAAAUCAUCGAGGAGCUUUUAGAGGAGAACAGCUACUACCAAGCAACAAGCAACAGGGCCAAAGAAGGGAACUGACAGCCGCCUGCUUCCACCUGGCCAGACGUCUGA
Xiphophorus hellerii (green swordtail) is the source of this 3510-nucleotide messenger RNA. It is a transcript of the gene nek10, whose product is annotated as NIMA-related kinase 10. The record is from RefSeq and is a predicted model, not a curated record. Gene Ontology annotation, molecular function: protein binding; protein serine/threonine kinase activity; ATP binding. NCBI's taxonomy places the organism in Eukaryota, Metazoa, Chordata, Actinopteri, Cyprinodontiformes, Poeciliidae. The transcript has 34 exons. Gene Ontology annotation, biological process: positive regulation of MAP kinase activity; protein phosphorylation; regulation of cell cycle G2/M phase transition.